UAGUAAAAUCAGAUUCAUCUCUGAAAAGAAAAACGAGAAGAGAUCUCUCUAAUUGGCGCUCCUUUACUAAUAUCCCUUUUUUCCAUCUUCGGAUUCUUUUCAAAUCAAUAAGAAGUACAAAUCGGAGAUCCCUACAAAAUCCUCUCCACUGCUCACAAUUCCUUCUCCGAGAUCUACACAUUCUUUAACUCUCUUUCAUUCUUCCGAUAUCAAUGGCGACGAGAAGACGUACUUUGCUCAAGGUCAUUGUCCUCGGUGACAGUGGGGUUGGUAAAACCUCCUUGAUGAAUCAAUAUGUGCAUAAGAAGUUUAGUAUGCAGUAUAAAGCAACGAUUGGUGCUGAUUUUGUAACCAAGGAGCUUCAGAUUGGAGAAAAGCUUGUUACUCUACAGAUUUGGGAUACUGCUGGACAAGAAAGAUUUCAGAGUCUUGGUGCUGCUUUUUAUAGAGGAGCUGAUUGUUGUGCUUUGGUUUAUGAUGUUAAUGUGUUGAGGUCUUUUGACAAUCUUGAAACUUGGCACGAGGAGUUUCUUAAACAGGCAAGUCCAUCGGAUCCAAAGACAUUUCCGUUUAUAGUGCUUGGAAACAAGGUUGACGUAGAUGGAGGGAGCAGUAGAGUGGUCUCUGAGAAGAAAGCAGCUGACUGGUGUGCUUCAAAUGGUAAUAUUCCCUAUUUCGAGACCUCAGCAAAAGAAGACUUCAAUGUUGAUGAGGCAUUCUUAACCAUUGCCAAAACUGCCCUUGCGAACGAACAUGAACAGGAUAUAUACUUCCAAGGCAUACCCGAUGGAGUGACUGAGAACGAGCCAAAAGGCGGUGGUUGCGCUUGCUGAACCGCAGAUUUGAGGAUUCAUUUACAUUCGUUUUUUUGAUGCAUUCAUUGAAGGUUGGUGUACUCUUGAGUUGCAGAACGAUAAGCUUGCAGAAGCAAUUUUUCGCCAUUCCAUCAUAUAUUAAUUGAUUGGAGGAGUCUCUGUAUGAUCAAUCGAUUCUGCUGGAUAAAAAUUUUAUUUUUGGAAGAACCUUUAUUGCUCUCAAGUCUUAACCAUUAUGGCGAGAUAAAAACCAUUAUGGCGAGAUAAAAAUUAUGUUAUAUUAUGUCAGUUUGGGUUCACUCAUCUAUGAGAUGUUAUACUGCAUCUAUAUUUUUAUUUUAUUGGAGAUAUUGUGAAAUU
This is a messenger RNA of Arabidopsis lyrata subsp. lyrata, 1175 nucleotides long. RefSeq names its product ras-related protein RABG3a. Gene Ontology annotation, molecular function: GTPase activity; GTP binding. The transcript has 7 exons. Bases 213 to 833 code for a protein of 206 amino acids. The record is from RefSeq and is a predicted model, not a curated record. Gene Ontology annotation, cellular component: vacuolar membrane. NCBI's taxonomy places the organism in Eukaryota, Viridiplantae, Streptophyta, Magnoliopsida, Brassicales, Brassicaceae.